AUGUUUAUCGUCAUUUGUCGACGUUCGAUAUUAAAUGGGGAUACCAAUUUAAUUGCCAUUCCAGAAGCAUCACAUGGACAAAUUCAAGAUUUAAUUCGAAGAAAAUCAGAUUAUCCAAAAGUACAACAAGCAUUACGAUCAAUGGAAUUAGGUAAUGGUUCGUACUUAGAAAUUACAAUCGAAGAUCAUCAAAGUGAUAAAUAUGCACAUGUCAUACUUGCAUAUGGACGACAAAAACCGGUUUACGGCGCGUAG
This is a messenger RNA of Rotaria sordida, 255 nucleotides long. The record is from the annotation of a GenBank genome assembly. NCBI's taxonomy places the organism in Eukaryota, Metazoa, Rotifera, Eurotatoria, Philodinida, Philodinidae.